This is a messenger RNA of Sinocyclocheilus grahami, 3054 nucleotides long. RefSeq names its product protein NLRC3-like. NCBI's taxonomy places the organism in Eukaryota, Metazoa, Chordata, Actinopteri, Cypriniformes, Cyprinidae. The transcript is spliced from 7 exons. Gene Ontology annotation, molecular function: protein binding. The coding region runs from base 104 to 3052 and encodes 982 amino acids. The record is from RefSeq and is a predicted model, not a curated record.
AGUGAAAGAAGAGAAAAUACGAGACGCCAUUUCAAGUCGAACAAGCAACAUUAUUCACUUUAUCCAAACAGCUUUAAGUUUUGUGGUCAAUCAAUCUCCAAAAAUGAGUUUCUGUGAAGAAAAAGAAGAUGAAGACACUGCCGCCAAAAUGAGUUUUCCUGAAUCAAGCUGCAAUCAACCCAUAGAGAAUUUGCCCUCUGCCUUCAGUGAUGCAGUAGAGACCUCUGACCCCAGCAUCAGCAGAAGGAAGAGAAAGCGAGUCCUGCAGAAACAAACGCUGGAGGCGAGAGACCUGCAGAGAGUCAAAGAUCAACACAAAACCAGCAUGAAGAACAAGUAUGAGAUAUUAUUUGAGGGAAUCAAACUCCAAGAGAAUCAAAUCCUACUCAACAGUAUCUACACACAGCUCUACAUCAUAGAGGGAGAGAGUGAAGGAGUGAAUAAAGAACAUGAGGUUUUACAGAUGGAGAAAACAGCCAGAACACAACACUCACAAGACACUCCAAUUUACUGCAAUGACAUCUUUAAAGCCUCAAUUGAAGCAGGAUCUGAAGAGAAAGAGCAGAUCAAGACUGUUCUUACUAAAGGCAUGGCUGGAAUCGGAAAAACUGUCUCCGUGCAGAAGUUAAUUCUGGACUGGGCUGAGGGAAAAGCCAAUCAGGAUGUAGACUUUAUGUUUGUGCUUCCAUUUCGAGAGCUGAACUUGAUCCGAGAUCAUCAGUACAGUCUUCACAGACUUCUGCUGGACUUUCAUCCUGAACUUCAAGAUCUGGACUCACAGAUUUAUGAGGAGUGUAAAGUUGUGUUCAUCUUUGAUGGUCUGGAUGAAAGCAGAAUCACACUGAUGUUUUCAGACGAUCAGAAAGUUUGUGAUGUAACUGAGACUUCAUCAGUGGCUGUGUUGAUGUCAAAUCUCAUGAAAGGAGAGCUGCUUCCUUCUGCUCUCAUCUGGAUCACCUCCAGACCAGCAGCAGCCAAUCAGAUCCCCUCCAAAUACAUCAACCGUCUGACAGAAAUUCAGGGAUUCAAUGAGCCUCAGAAGGAGGAAUAUUUCAGGAAGAGAAUCAGUGACCAGCAUCAAGUCAGCAGAAUCAUCUCGCACAUCAGAAGAGCAAGAAGCCUCCACAUCAUGUGUCACAUCCCCGUCUUCUGCUGGAUCUCAUCCACUGUGCUUCAGAAGUUCCUGGAAGAAGAUCUGAGUGCAGAAAUCCCUCAAACUCUGACUGAAAUGUACAUCCACUUCCUGCUGAUUCAGAUCAACAUGAGGAACCAGAAGUAUGAAGAGAGAGAUCCAGAGGAACUACUGCAGUCCAACAGAGAAGUGAUUGUGAAACUUGCUGAAGUGGCUUUCAAACAGCUGAGGAAGGGCAAUGUGAUGUUCUAUGAAGAGGACCUGAUUGAGAGCGGCAUAGACGUCAUUGAUGCCUCAGUGUAUUCUGGGAUUUGCACUGAGAUCUUUAAGCAGCAAUCUGUUAUUCAUCAGAAGAAAGUUUACAGCUUCAUUCAUUUGAGCGUUCAGGAGUUUCUCGCUGCCUUCUAUGUGUUUUACUAUUACAAUAGACAAACAUCUGUCACAUCUAAGUUUUUUGAUUUAAUGUAUAGUUUACUGGAAGGUGCAGUAGAUCAAGCCCUUGAGAGUGAGAAUGGUCAUCUGGAUCUGUUCCUGCGGUUCCUGCUGGGCGUCUCACUGGAGUCCAAUCAGAGACUCUUACAGGAUCUACUGACACACACAGAGAACAGCUCAGAGAGCAUCAGGAGAACCACACAGUACAUUAAAGAGAAGAUCAAAGAUGGACAUGGACUCUCCACUGAAAGAUCCAUCAAUCUGUUCCUCUGUCUGCUGGAAGUGAAAGAUCAGACUCUGUCCAGAGAGAUUCAGGAGUUUGUGAAAUCAGACAAACACUCAGAGAAGAAAUUCUCUCCUGCUCACUGCUCAACAAUCGCCUACAUGCUUCAAAUGUUAGAGGAGGUGCUGGAUGAGCUGGACCUCAAGAAAUACAACACAUCAGAUGAGGGGAGAAGAAGACUGAUACCAGCUGUGAGCAACUGCAUAAAAGCUCUUUUUGCUGGCUGUAAUCUCACUGCUCAGGAUUGUGAAAUUGUGGCAUCAGCUCUACAGUCCUCAAACUCUGUCCUGAGAGAGCUGGAUCUGAGUAACAAUGACCUGCAGGAUUCAGGAGUGAAGCUGCUCUCUGAUGGACUGAAGAGUCCAAACUGUCAGCUGCAGAUACUGAGGUUGUCUGGCUGUAUGGUGUCAGAGGAAGGCUGUGGUUAUUUGUCUUCAGCUCUGAGUUCAAACCCCUCACACCUGAGAGAGCUGGAUCUGAGCUACAAUCACCCAGGACCAUCAGGAGUCCAGCUGCUCAAACACAAACUGCAGGAUCCUAACUAUAAACUGCAGAUACUCAACAUGGACCAUGGAGGAGAGGCCAGGAUUUCACUAGGACUGCGAAAAUAUGCAUGUGAUCUCACACUGGAUCCAAACACAGCACAUGUUAAACUCGUCCUGUCCGAGGAGAACAGGAAGGUGACACGAGUGGAGGAUCAUCAGCCGUAUCCUGAUCAUCCAGACAGAUUUGAUGGCUUUGAGCAGGUUCUGUGUGGAGAGAGUCUGACUGGACGCUGUUACUGGGAGGUUGAAUGGAGCGGAAGGGGAGCCGAUAUUUCAGUAGCUUAUAAGGGAAUCAGGAGAAAAGGGCUGAGUGAAGAUUGUUGGUUUGGAUACAGUGAAUUGUCCUGGAAUCUGUAUUGCUCUAGCAGAAGUUAUUCUGCUUGUCACAAUCUAAAGCAAACAGAUAUACCUGCUCCUUCAUCGUCUAAGAGAGUAGGAGUGUAUCUGGACGUGUCGGCCGGCUCUCUGUCCUUCUACAGCGUCUCUGACGCACACACAGUCACACACACACUCACACACUUACACACAUUCAACACCACAUUCACUGAACCCCUCUAUGCUGGAUUUAAGGUUUAUCCAGACUCACCUGUGUUGUUGAAGAAGAGCAAAAAUCCCAUAGACAUAAAAAAUGACCAUGAAUUUAACGAUAAAAGACUGUAAAA